AAUAUUGUUGUUCAACUCAUAUUGAUGUCGGAAUAUAUUGGUUUUUUUAGGCUGCUUAUAUUUAGUCGUUUUGGCUCGCAAGUGUAUAUUUUCCUGCUGUAGUCAAUAUUGUAGAAACUUAACAUUGAUGUUUUUCUCAAUUCGUAUCUAACAUAUUGUCUGGCAUACAAUUGAAUCAUUUUCAAAAUUGAUAAUUAUCAGUCAAAAACUGUUACUUUGUAAUAAAAAAUGAAAGAAAUUUAAUAGUUUAUUACUUUGCGGCUGAACAUGAAAGGGAAAUAUCAUUGCAUUAAUAGUUAUAACACACUAGGUAAAGUGAUUAACCACUUGAUUAACAUAUCUUCUCUGUUAUAAAUAAUAAUUGUUGUUGAAACUAAGAACUGAUCUGAAAAAUCCUAAUACCUAUCUGACAUUUAAAAAAAUGUCCGAACAAAGUACAUUGACUAGAUGUGAAUGGGCAAACAAAAAUGCUUUUUAUACAAAAUAUCAUGAUGAAGAAUGGGCAAAACCUGAACAUAACAGCAUCAACCUAUUUGAAAUGUUAUGCUUGUCAGGACAACAGGCUGGACUGUCAUGGAUUACAAUUUUAAAGAAAAGACAUAAUUACAGAAAAGCGUUUUGUAAUUUUAACCCAUACAAAAUAGCAAAAUUUACUAGUAAUGAUAUCAAGAAAUUGUUAACUGAUACCGGUAUACUGAGAAAUAGAAAUAAAAUUGAGGCUAUAGUGAAUAAUGCCAAAUGUUAUAUAGCAAUGGAGAAGCAGAAGGAAAACUUUUCAGAUUUUAUUUGGAGUUUUGUUGAUCAUAAACAAAUUGUUAACAACUGGCAUAACAUGAAAGAUAUUCCUACUGAAACUGAAGCCUCACAUGCUCUUGCUAAAGCUUUGAAGAAAAGGGGUUUUAAGUACAUCGGAUCUACUAUCUGUUAUUCAUUUAUGCAAACCUGUGGUUUGAUAAAUGAUCAUACAGUAGAUUGCUUUUAUCGUAACAACAUAUGAUUUACAUAUUGACAUUCUUUUAUAAGUAUGUUUAUAUUUGUUGACACUGUUUAAACAAUUAUAAUGAAAUUUAUACUCCUGUUAUAAUUUUGAAAUUUUCUUCA
Achroia grisella is the source of this 1101-nucleotide messenger RNA. RefSeq names its product DNA-3-methyladenine glycosylase-like. The record is from RefSeq and is a predicted model, not a curated record. Lineage: Eukaryota; Metazoa; Arthropoda; Insecta; Lepidoptera; Pyralidae. Gene Ontology annotation, biological process: DNA alkylation repair; base-excision repair. Gene Ontology annotation, molecular function: DNA-3-methyladenine glycosylase activity. The transcript has a single exon. Bases 422 to 997 code for a protein of 191 amino acids.